AUGGCAGGAUCGCUGGCAGCUACAGAUAUCGAUGUUGUCAAGGCAGCAACAACGGCAAUGUCAAAGCAGAGACGCAUUGUUUGUGAGGAUCUGAUGUGGGAUGAACUAAAUCUGAAGGGGACAAUAGAAGACGGCUUGCUUAUAUUGUUCUUCAUUGCGAUAUUGCUACCUAAGAUUUGCGUGAAGACGGUGAAGGAAUCCACGGUGUUUUCGAGGAAGCAUCGAAGUCACGAAUUUGUCGACCCUUGCCGUGUUCGAGGUGGAAAUAUGAUCCACGGUCCUCUGUUUCCCCGCGCCGACCUGUCGCUACUUAGUGGAAGGGCAGAGCCUAAACAUCACGUGAAAAUCCUUAAGAUCGGUGACAUCUCUAAUUCUGUCUAUAGUGAACCUGCAUAUUUCGUGCACAGCGAGAGUGGUCAUCGUACCGACGAAGAUGAACCGGUCAUCUCUGAGGAUGACUAUGCCCCAUCACGUUCUGCAUCUGUUGCACCAUCACGAUCUCAUUCUGUUGCGCCGUCACGCUCUUCAACGGUCAACCUGCGAAACUAACUACUUACGAAUCUAUAUAAGCUGCUAAGAGUACUUGAAUGAUUGCAUCUCUAGGAAUGGUCGCAUUUUGACGAUUACACACAUGAGUAUGGA
Molecule: messenger RNA, 642 nt
Organism: Suillus paluster
Lineage: Eukaryota; Fungi; Basidiomycota; Agaricomycetes; Boletales; Suillaceae
Exons: 4
Coding region: 1-549 (182 amino acids)
Source: RefSeq, a predicted model, not a curated record